Molecule: messenger RNA, 1214 nt
Organism: Pseudopodoces humilis (Tibetan ground-tit)
Lineage: Eukaryota; Metazoa; Chordata; Aves; Passeriformes; Paridae
Source: RefSeq, a predicted model, not a curated record
GAAUUCCUGGAGAAUUCCUGGAGAAUUGGAUGAUCCCAGCUCAUUUUAGCUGGGAUGAGGAGAUCCAAGAGGAGGCACCUGACGGCUCCGGAAUGCCGAGCUCUGGCCGAGAGCUCCGAGGUUCCGUCGGCGUUGCGGCAGCCGCGGCACCUGGAGCGAGGAAUCCGCGGCCUUCGUCCCAUCCCGCGCCCUCGGAGCCGCUCCACAGCCCCCGGCCGGCAGAGGAGCAUCCUGGAUUUCUGCGGGAUCCGGAGCCGUGGGAUCGAGGAGGAUCCGUCGGAUCCCUGUUCCCCUUCUCCUCCAGAUUCCUGCCUUUUCCAGCAUUCCCAGCUCUCCGUGCCACCUCCAACUGCACAUUCCAGGAAAAGACCUCUUCCCUCUGCACCCUCAGGAAUUCCCACCCCAGAGCUGGAUCUUUGGGAUGAACCCCAGGAGAAAAUUCCCGAACUGCUCCAGCAGGAAUGGGAAGAGCUGGAAGUGGAGCCUCUUCCCGAUUCGCACUACGGCCUCCUGGGCACUCGGAACUGGGAAUUCCCUCAGGGAUCCAUGGAUUCUCUUCCUGCUGAAAUCCUCAGGAAUAUUUUUGCUCUUCUGCCGGUGCUGGAUCUGUACCAAAACCUGAGCCUGGUCUGUCAUUCCUGGCGGGAAAUUAUCCGGGAUCCGCUGUUUAUUCCAUGGAAAAAGCUCUACCACCGCUACCUGAUGGGGGAGCGCUCGGCCCUGCAGGGGGUGGAGCAAAUCCUGCAGGAAUUUUCCAUCACCAAGGAAAACCAGGAAUGUGUCCUGGGGCUGGUCAGGUUGGUGGCAUCCAAGGGAGCCAAGGUGGAUCCCAACGCUCUUCUCCGGAUUUUGGGAAGUCAUCCCCUCUUCCCAAAGGCUCAAAUCUGUGUCCACAACAAAUUCCCAGAUUUACUGAGGAAGCCUGGGCCUGAGAGGAUGUGGGCGAUCUUCGCCGUCAUGGUGCUGUUUUCCGACGGCGUCGGCGACAUCCGGAGCCUCCUGGAAUAUUUCCGGAGCUGCCGCUCGGAGCUGGCGCCGCUGGAGGCGACCGAGGUUCUUCACUGCAUGGCCACGGUGCUCCGUGCCAUGAGGGACCGGAGCAUUCCCGUCUCCAACAGGAUUCACUACAAUAUUUUCUAUUGUUUGUAUCUGAUGGAAAAUUCCUCUGGAAUUGCUCAGCCUCUGGAAGAGGGAAGAGAGGAUUUGUGUUCCAG